Molecule: messenger RNA, 183 nt
Organism: Cricetulus griseus (Chinese hamster)
Lineage: Eukaryota; Metazoa; Chordata; Mammalia; Rodentia; Cricetidae
Source: RefSeq, a predicted model, not a curated record
AAUUGGCUUCUCACCAUGUCUUCUCACAAGACUUUCAGAAUCAGACAAUUGCUGGCCAAGAAACAAAAGCAAAAUUGUCCUAUUCCUCAGUGGAUUGGGAUGAAAACCGGUAACAAAAUCAGGUACAACUCCAAGAGAAGACACUGGAGGAGAACCAAGCUGGGCCUGUAAGGAUUCACACAA